AUGCGCGUCCGAACCCUCGAAAUUCGCUGGCACGAUAGCAAGCCCAUCUCUACUUGUGACUUUCAGCCAGUUCCAUUCAAGAAAGCGCGUCACGAGAAACACUUCGCGACACAGUCGUACAAGCUCGCCACGGGGGGAGAGGACAACCAUGUCAGGGUGAAAACAGCAUCGGGAUCUGCGGCGGAGGCGCCCACACCUCGUCCCCCGCGAGUUGAGUAUCUGGCUACGCUAGCACGACACUCUGCUCCGGUGAAUGUAGUACGGUGGAGCCCUAAUGGGGAGCUGAUCGCUUCAGCUGGUGACGAUGGAAUGAUCAUUAUCUGGGCCCCUACUACAAGCCCUCACACAGGCACGUAUGGCAGUGACUUAAGUGCAGAAGAGUUACAAUACGAGAAAGAGCACUGGAAGCCACGAACAACUUUCCGCUGCACUACUAUGCAAGUCUAUGAUCUGGCCUGGAGCCCAACUGGCGAGUACAUAAUUGCUGGGAGCACAGAUAAUUGCGCCAGAAUAUUCGCGACGGGCGACGACAUGUCUUUGCCAUACCAUACUGACCAUACCCAAGGCAAAUGCAUCACCGAGAUUGCUGAACAUAGCCACUAUGUCCAGGGUGUUGCAUGGGACCCUCUGAACGAGUUUAUCGCGACACAAAGCAGCGACCGCUCGAUGCAUAUCUAUAGCAUCACGCAGAAGGACGGCACUCUAGAGCUGCAUGCCGUGGGAAAAAACACGCGUAUGAACCACCGCCACAGCCGCACUCCUAGCUCGCGCAGUCGGCCUCCGAUGCUCCGGCGGGACUCGACGACGAGCGAGACUGAGUCCAACUACACGAACUUCUUCAGGCGCCUUACGUUUAGCCCUGAUGGCGGGUUACUAGCCACACCCGCUGGUCAAUUUGAGGAUCCGUCGGUCAACCUGGCAUCUUCAAAGACUAAGAAUGGCAAGGAUGACGAGACACCUAGCCGAGGGCGGAGGGGUAACCCAUCUGCAGCUUCGAACAACUCGAAUCAAGCAUCAAUCUCAACUGUAUACAUCUACUCCCGGGCAAACUUCGCCAAUCAGCCCAUCUUCCACCUUCCAGGACAUAAGAAGCCCAGCAUUGCGGUGAAGUUCUCACCUAUCCUAUAUGAGCUGCCAUUUACGGCGUCACUUCUUGCUCUCUCAUAUCGCAUGCUCUAUGCCGUCGCGACGAUGGAUACUGUAAUCAUUUACGAUACUCAGCAGGCGGGUCCUGUAUGUCUAUUGACGAAAUUGCACUAUGACGAAUUUACGGAUAUGACAUGGUCUCCCGAUGGCCAAUGUCUCAUGCUUUCCUCACGCGAUGGUUACUGUACCAUCGUCGUGUUUGACGAAAUCUUCCCGACCCAUCAUACCCAGCAACAAACCCUGCAGCUGCAGUCCAUUGCACAUCACCAUUCGCUGCCGCUUACGAGCACAUCAACGGUUGCCACGCCGAUGUCGACGCCGUCGGUGCAGUCGACGGCCCUGCCCGCCACGCCGGCAAUGACGCCCGUCGUUCCCGGGAAGCGGAAGGCCGAAGUUGAACCGCCGCUUACCCCCGCUCCGAGCGUUGACGAGAGUGCGUUGGGUCUGCACGAUGCAGAUGAGGCUGCUGAGGUCCCCGAGCGAGUACUAGAGCGUCCCAAGAAAAAGCGGCGUGCCGCGCUCACUCACAUCGGGGAUGUCGGGUCAUAACCUGACCAAACGGUCUCAUGUCGUGUGUUCAGGCCAUUUACACCAUCGUCCGCAUAUACAUGAUGUCUAUCCACGCAUCUUAUCCUUACCAUAUUGUAUGAUAGAGCGAUCUGUCUCUCAAACCUCAGUAGCCCUCGAUUUGUCCGAACGUCGUCGUUGUCCUCCCGUUGAGCAUCAUUCUAUUUCUGCCUGUCUCGAAGUGUUAAUGCAAUCUUGUCUCAGAUAGUAUACAGUGAUGAAUAGCAGUGGAAUGCAUGCGAUACAAUGUAUGCGUAUAGCACAAGUAUACAUGAACACAUGAUAUACACAGUACCAUCGUGA
Postia placenta MAD-698-R-SB12 is the source of this 2016-nucleotide messenger RNA. RefSeq lists its product as hypothetical. The transcript has 9 exons. The record is from RefSeq and is a predicted model, not a curated record. Gene Ontology annotation, molecular function: protein binding. Gene Ontology annotation, biological process: nucleosome assembly; DNA replication-dependent chromatin assembly. Bases 1 to 1695 code for a protein of 564 amino acids. Gene Ontology annotation, cellular component: CAF-1 complex; nucleus. Lineage: Eukaryota; Fungi; Basidiomycota; Agaricomycetes; Polyporales; Adustoporiaceae.